GUUCAUUCCAAUUGUCAAUUGAAGUUCGUCAAUUUUUCCAUGACUGGAAGAAGUAUCUGAUGUCCUUUUGGAACUUGUUUGCGAUCUCGUUGUUAAAAGAUGGAUCGGCAGCUGUGUGGGCGCUAGCAAUUUCCAAUUUUCUACUAGAUAUCAAAUUCCUACUUUUUUUCAGAGUCUUUGAGAGUUUCAGCGGCUACUUUGGAAUAUUCUUUGGAGUUGCGAAGAGUCUUGUAUCAUUUUUUGUGUUCCGUGUAUCGUAUCGAAAAGAAGAAAUGUUUUUCAAUGAAAGAUAUAUUUCGAUAUUUAGAGGACAACGAAAACUCGACAGCAUGGAACGAUCCGAUGAUAAUAAUUUUCUUUGGAUUGGUUGGCAUUUUCACAAUUACUUAUCUCUCGAGUCUACUCAUCAGGUUACUGAACGAAGAAGUACAUCACGCCAAGGAACGCGAGUCAUUUCUCGCUUACAAGAUUGA
Messenger RNA from Acaulospora morrowiae, 473 nucleotides. The record is from the annotation of a GenBank genome assembly. Lineage: Eukaryota; Fungi; Glomeromycota; Glomeromycetes; Diversisporales; Acaulosporaceae.